AUGAUGCUAAAUCCAAGGUAUGCCAUUCCCAAAUUCUCUCCUAAUCCUAUUCUAACUUCUUCUACAUUGUUUCUUUAUCGCUUCUUCAGUCAUUUGCAACGCCACUAUGGUAGAAAAAGUUCUGGGUUUCAUAAUGUAGAUGCUGCUGUUACUCGUUUCAAUUGCUUGAUUCACGCACUUUCUCCGCCACCCACUUGUGAAUUUGACAAGGUUUUAGGAGCUAUUGUGAGGAUGGGUCAUUAUCCCACUGCAAUUUCUCUUUUUUCGCAGUUUCAACAACUUAGGGGAAUUUCACCUUCCAUUGCUACUUUCAGCAUCUUGAUUAACUGUUUUUGUCAUCAAUCUCAUAUGGGUUUUUCUUUUUCGUUAUUGGGUACCAUUCUUAAGAGUGGCUAUGAACCUAACAUGGGAAUCUGUUUGAUGAUAACAGUCUUGCAGCUGGCUCAAUUACCCAAUAUUAAGGUUGCGACUGUACUCCUCUCUUCUGCUUUUGCCUACGACAUCUUUUGGGUGUUCAUAUCUCCGUUGAUAUUACAUGAAAGUGUCAUGAUUGCAUGUGGAUUGAGCCCAGUGGCGGAGCCAGCGUCCGGCCAGGUAGGGCAGCUGCCCAGGCUCCGCCCGACCAUGCUUCACCAUCUCGCGAUGGAGAUCUUCUAUAGCCAUCUUCCGACACACCAUACCGUAAACAGAUACACACCGCAACACCACUCUUGCCUUUCUGGUUUCCGUUCAAUCAAUUAUCGGUUGUGGUGUUGA
Vicia faba (fava bean) is the source of this 756-nucleotide messenger RNA. NCBI's taxonomy places the organism in Eukaryota, Viridiplantae, Streptophyta, Magnoliopsida, Fabales, Fabaceae. The record is from the annotation of a GenBank genome assembly.